Xenopus laevis (African clawed frog) is the source of this 3493-nucleotide messenger RNA. It is a transcript of the gene xpc.L, whose product is annotated as xeroderma pigmentosum, complementation group C L homeolog. The record is from RefSeq and is a predicted model, not a curated record. Lineage: Eukaryota; Metazoa; Chordata; Amphibia; Anura; Pipidae. Gene Ontology annotation, cellular component: nucleus; nucleotide-excision repair factor 2 complex; cytoplasm. Gene Ontology annotation, molecular function: damaged DNA binding; DNA binding; single-stranded DNA binding. The transcript has 19 exons. The coding region runs from base 114 to 3305 and encodes 1063 amino acids. Gene Ontology annotation, biological process: nucleotide-excision repair; DNA repair; mismatch repair.
AGGUUGCACGUGUGUGUCAGUUCCGGAAGUGACGCGUUAAUGUUAUUGUCUGAGACUGAGUGUUUCCUGUGUGGGUUAUACAACCAGAGCAUGUGAGGUAGAAUUGUGGGGAGAUGGCAAAGCGGGGGAGCUCUGAGGGUGCUGCAGUGGCGAAGAAGAAGCCAAGGAAACAGGUGCCCGGGAGGGACAGAAAACACCCAGCAACUGACUCCAAGCAUAGUGAUGGCGAGGAUGUAUUGUAUGAAGAGGAAAACCCCCCAUUUAAGAAGAGUAAAGAUUCCUGUGGUGACAGUGUGAAAAAGCAAAGAUGCAGAACCAAAAGACGGACUGACAAUGAGAGGAAAACAGUGGGAAAAGAAAUACAAGAUCCAACAAAUUUGACAGAAAAGACUCUGAUCAUAGACAUGCCUGUUAAACAGUUUAGUGGCUCAGAGGAUGCUGAAGAGAGUGAAGAUGAGUGGGAGGAUGUUCAAGCAAACAAUCAACGGCAGACUGGUACUGCUAAGAGGAAACGGCCUGGAAAUUCGAAAGCAGGAGGGAAAAAUGAAAAAAGACUGUCCGUUAAGAGCAAUAUAAAAAAACGGUCCAGGCCUGCAGAUGGUGAUGAUGGGUUUGAAGAAGAAAGUUAUUCCGUUAAGAAGAGGAAACCCACAGUCCCAGGUGUAAAAGGCAAAACUAAAGCUGCUAAACCUGCAAGCCAUGUAUCCUGUGCAGCCAAUGCUGGGGACAAGAAACCCAGAGCCAAGAAAUCAGCUGUUAAAAAACAAAAAACCAAAGAGACUGAGAUACUUGAUCUUCUGGCUCUGGAGAAAAAAACACAGACAAAAGUGGCAACUGUAGAAGAGUCCAGUGUCUCAGAGGAGGCAGAGGAUAGUGAUGAAGAAUGGGAAGAUGUGGAGGAACUGAAUGGGCCAGUAGACUGCCUCCAAGCCUCAACUUCAACAGAUAUUCCUCUCCCCACACAACCUGUUGAAAUAGAGAUUGAAACAGCAGAAUCCGCUAAGAAAAGACUCAGCAGAGAGAAGAGGAAGGCAGAGUACGCUGCAUAUAUGCGCAAGUUAUUGAGAAAGUUCAGCAAGGAGGUGCGGGAAGACACUCAUAAGGUUCACUUGCUUUGCCUGUUGGCAAAUGGUUUCUAUCGGAAUGACACUUGUAACCUGCCAGAUCUCCAGGCUGUUGCCCUGUCUGUGAUCCCUGUGAAGUUCACCAGUGUUCCUGCUGAAUGUGUAGAUGUAGUGUAUUUGACAAACUUGAUGAAAUGGUUUUUUGGAACAUUUACUCUGAGUAGUGAGAUGUCCCUGGAUGAGUCUGAGCCAUUGUCAGCCACCCUGGAGAGAAGAUUUGGAGUAUACGGCGUGAGAGAUGAAUCAGAGAUGGUCCAUGUAUUUCUCGUCAUCCUGCGUGCUCUGCAGCUUAUGAGCCGUCUGGUGCUGUCACUGCAGCCCAUCCCUUUAAAGGACAAACCUGCAAAGACCAAAAAAUCACCAAAGGAAAAGUCCUCCAGGAGGUCCAGUACUAAACCACAAACACCCAAAGACAAGACCAAUAGUAGUAAUAGGCAACAAGUUAGGCAGAAGAAGGUAAAGCAGGAAGAGACUUUGUCAGGGGAAAGUGAAGAAGAGAAUCCAAAGCACUGUACUACGUCUGGGAAGGGAAAAGGCAAAACUACCAAGGAGAAAAAGGGUGUUAAGAGUGCAGAUAAAGAGAAGCCCGGGGCCCAGCCCAAAAAUCAACUCAGGAGGAAGGCAGCAUCCAAAGUGACUUACAAAGAGGAGAGUGAGAGCUGUGGUCACAGUAGUGAUUCCGACUAUUGCCUUUCGGACGCCCAGGACAGUGACUAUUCUGACUGGGAGGAAGAACCCUUGGCUAGUAAAAGAAGAAGAUCAUCUGGACCUGUAAAGGAGAUUAUAAAGACAAAGAGAAAUACCAAUUCUGCUGCCAAACAGCCUAGAGAUAAAAACUCACCCAAUUCAGUCACACAGCCAAAGAGAAGAGGCAAAAUCAUCUCCACCGACGACGAAUCUGAAAUGGAUGAUGAGGACAAAAUGUGGAAAUCGCCCCUGUUGUCCCCAACGGUUAGUGACCAAUGGGUGGAAGUUUAUUUGGAAAGUGAGGGGAAGUGGCUUUGUGUAGACUGUAUGCAUAGGACUUUGGGGAAAGCUCAAGAUUGCUUUAAGACCACCACCAAGCCAGUCACCUAUGUGGUGGGGAUCGAUAAUGCUGGCUGUGUAAAGGAUGUUACACGCAGGUACGAUUCUAAUUGGAUGACAAGCACACGGAUGCGUCGUAUUGAUCCUGAUUGGUGGGAAAAGACACUGAUGCCUUAUAAGAGCCCCAAUAUUGAGCGUGAGGACAGGGAAGAUACAGAGCUUGAUCUUAAGCUACUUGACCAGCCGCUGCCAACAUCCUUCCCUGAAUACAAGAACCAUCCACUGUAUGUACUGAAGAGACAUCUGCUGAAAUAUGAGGCAAUUUAUCCAGAGACUUCAGCUGUCAUGGGCUAUUUCCGAGGGGAAGCCGUCUAUUCCAGAUCCUGUGUUCAUAACCUGCACUCAAGUGACACGUGGCUGAAAGAAGCCCGAGUGGUGCGAUUGGCAGAAGUGCCCUACAAGAUGGUGAAAGGAAGUUCGAAUCGUGCGAGGAAAGCACGCAUAAGUGAUCCAGAGAAGAAGAAAUAUAAUGACCUUGGCCUGUUUGGCCUUUGGCAGACUGAGGAAUAUCAGCCUCCGGUUGCAGUUGAUGGGAAGGUUCCACGCAAUGAAUAUGGAAAUGUGUAUCUGUUCCAGCCCAGCAUGUUGCCAAUUGGCUGUGUCCAACUUCGCGUCCCCAACCUGCACCGAGUAGCCAGGAAGCUGGACAUUGACUGUGUCCAAGCCAUCACAGGAUUUGACUUUCACUGUGGCUUCUCACACCCUGUAACUGACGGUUAUGUAGUCUGUGAAGAGCACAAGGACAUCCUCCUGUCUGCUUGGGAAAAUGAGCAGGCAAAUAUAGAGCAAAAACAAAAAGAGAAACGUGAGAAGCGAGCUCUGGGCAACUGGAAGCUGCUGAUCAAAGGACUUCUCAUCCGAGAGAGAUUGAAAGCACGUUAUGGCAACAAGGACACAGAUACGCCUGGCCUAUCCACUGAAGCAAAUGAUUUCUCUUCGGAUGACGAGGAGAAACAGAAGACAGAGACCCCCGCUCAGGACAUGGCAGUCUCUUGGCCACAGAAUCGCCAGGCUCAGGCCACAGAAGGGAAGACGAAGAGCAGGAGGCAGAAAAAAGGAGAAGAGAAUCAUUUAUUCCCCUUCGAAAAACUGUAAUAUUAAAGGAAUCUGGUUUGGGACCAAGCUGCCUUCAUCUCUUCUCCUUUCUACAAUAUUCCCUAGUUUGGUUUAAUCGGGGGAAGGGGAUUCUGGGAAUUUAAAUAGCUAUUCCAAAUGAACAUAAUGUUUUCUACGUGUUCUGUGAUUUUUCAUUUCAGAAAAAAAUACAAGUCAUUUUGAAGAUA